Messenger RNA from Echinops telfairi (small Madagascar hedgehog), 3112 nucleotides. RefSeq names its product ArfGAP with SH3 domain, ankyrin repeat and PH domain 3 (gene ASAP3). The coding region runs from base 1 to 2769 and encodes 922 amino acids. Gene Ontology annotation, cellular component: cytoplasm; focal adhesion. Gene Ontology annotation, biological process: positive regulation of GTPase activity; cell migration. Lineage: Eukaryota; Metazoa; Chordata; Mammalia; Afrosoricida; Tenrecidae. The record is from RefSeq and is a predicted model, not a curated record. Gene Ontology annotation, molecular function: protein binding; GTPase activator activity. The transcript is spliced from 25 exons.
AUGCCCGAGCAGCUCAGCGUCGCCGAGUUCCUGGCCGUCACUGCCGAGGACCUCAGCUCUCCGGCCGGGGCCGCCGCCUUCGCCGCUAAGAUGCCUCGGUGCCGGGGGGCGGCGCUGGCUCGGGAGGAGAGCCUGGAAGGAGACCAAGCCAUCCUGCAGAGAAUCAAGAAGUCCGUUCGGGCCAUUCACAGCUCCGGCCUCGGCCACGUGGAGAACGAAGAACAGUACCGAGAGGCUGUGGAGUCCCUGGGCAACAGCCACCUGUCCCAAAACAGCCAUGAGCUGUCCACAGGCUUCCUGAACUUGGCUGUGUUCACUCGGGAAGUGACUGCACUUUUCAAGAACCUGGUUCAGAACCUGAACAAUAUUGUCUCUUUCCCCCUGGACAGCUUGUUGAAGGGACAACUGAGGGAUGGGCGACAGGAUUCAAAAAAGCAGCUGGAGAGGGCAUGGAAGGACUACGAAGCCAAAAUACUCAGACUGGAGAAGGAGAGGGAUCGGGCCAGGGCAGCAGCAGGGAGCUUCGGGGAGGUGGCCCAGGACACACAGAGAGAACGACGCACCUUCCAGCUGCACAUGUGUGAGUACCUGCUCAAAGCUGGGGAGAGCCAGGUGAAGCAAGGGCCUGACUUUCUGCAGAGCCUCAUCAAGUUCUUCCACGCCCAGCACAAGCUUCCCCGCUCAUUCUCCUUUCUCUCCGGUCCCGUGUUUGGCCUUCUGACACCACUCAGCUUUUUCCAAGACGGCUGGAAGGCUGCUCAGAGCUUGGCUCCCUUCAUCGAGAAGCUGGCGGCCUCAGUACACACGCUGCGCCAAGCCCAAGAGGAGGAGCUGCAGAAGCUGGCCCAGCUUCGGGACUCCCUCCGGGGGACACUACAGCUCGAGAGCAAAGAGCAGGAGAGCCUGGGCCGGAAGAACUCGGGAGGCGGCUACAACAUCCAGCAGCACCAGGGCAACAAGCAGUUUGGGACAGAGAAGGUGGGCUUUCUGUACAAGAAGAGUGAUGGAAUUCGAAGAGUCUGGCAGAAAAGGAAGUGUGGGGUUAAGUACGGCUGCCUGACCAUCUCACAUAGCACGAUAAAUCGGCCCCCAGUGAAGCUGACCCUGCUGACCUGCCAAGUGAAACCCCACCCCGAGGAGAAAAAGUGCUUCGACCUGGUGACCCACAACCGGAUCUACCAUUUCCAGACGGAGGACGAACACGAGUGUGAGGCGUGGGUAUCGGUACUGCAGAACAGCAAGGAUGAAGCCUUGAGCAGCGCCUUCCUCGGGGAGACUGGCGGCGGCCCAGGGCCCUGUGGUGGUGGGGCGGGGCAGGACGGAGAAACUCGGCUGCUUCUGGCCGAGGUGAAGAGCAGGCCCGGGAACGGGCAGUGCUGCGACUGUGGAGCUCCAGACCCCACGUGGCUCAGCACCAACCUGGGCGUGCUCACGUGCAUCCGGUGCUCCGGCGUCCACCGCGAGCUGGGCGUCCGCUUCUCACGCAUGCACUCCCUCACCUUGGACCUGCUGGGCCCCUCCGAGUUGUUGAUAGCCUUGAACAUGGGCAAUGCUCGCUUCAACGAGGUCAUGGAGGCCCAGCUACCCUCCCAUGGCUGCCCGAAGCCUUCCGCUGAGAGUGACAUGAGCCCCCGCCGGGAUUACAUUGUGGCCAAGUAUGUGGAGCACAGGUUUGCUCGCAGGGCCUCCCCGGAGCCUCAGAGACUCUGGACAGCCAUCCACAACCGGGACCUCCUCUUGGUCCUGGAGGCCUUUGCUAACGGGCAAGACUUUGGACAACCACUGCUCGGGCCUGAGGGACAGGCACCUGGAGAGCUCGCCCUGCACUUGGCUGUCAGAGUUGCCAACCAGGCCUCCCUGCCCCUGGUGGACUUCAUCAUCCAGAAUGGUGGUCACCUGGAUGCCAAGGCCCCAGAUGGAAACACCGCCCUGCACUGUGCUGCCUUCUACAACCAACCCGACUGCCUCAAGCUGCUGCUGAAAGGGAGAGCUUCGCCUGGCACAGUGAACGAAGCCGGGGAGAGUGCCCUGGACGUGGCCAGGAGGAAGCAGCACAAGGAGUGUGAGGAGCUGCUGGAGCAGGCCCAGGCUGGGACCCUCACCUUCCCUCUGCACGUGGACUACCCCUGGGGAAUUCCUGCGGAACCCGCCUCUGACAGUGAGGAGGAUGAGGAGGAGAAGCGCUACCCUCCAAAGCCCCCAGCCCAGGCAUGCUGGGGUAGUGGGAGGCUGGACAUCAGCAACAGGACCUACGAGACCCUCGCCAGCUUGGGCCCAGCUGCCCUUUGGAGCUCAAAUGAGACUGUCCCCCCACCCUUGCCCGUGAAAAACCCUUCUCGGGUGCUGGGCCAGGCGCGGGUAGGACCCACCAGUGGAGAUUGUCCCGAAGUCCCUAGCCUGAGCUUGGAGCCCCCUGGGACCCCUGAGAGCCUGGACAGCCCAGCCUCUUCCUCCUCCAGUCUCACAAGCCCCCUGGAACCUAGGGCUCCCAGCCAGGCCCCACCCAGCUGGGAGGACCACCUCCAGGAGCCCUCCAGCACCACUCUGCCCAGCCUGCUGUCUGGGACCACUCCUGGGGAGAUGUAUCCCCCUGUUAGGUUCAGCUCUGAGAGCACUCGCUCCUACCGGCGGGGGGCCCGACGCCUGGAAGAGGGCACCUCAGCCCAGCAGCUGCUGUCUGGAAGGAACGUGCCGGCCGGCUGCCCUGAAGAAGACGGCUCACGGCCUGGGCUUCUCCCAGGGAGUUCUGUGCAGCUGUGGCAAGACUAGCUCCUGGCAUGUCUGAAUCACCCAACAUUCAAAACUGGAACUUGAGGGCCCUUGUGACUUUGUGACUGGCUUCAUUCCUCAGACCAGAGCCCCUGCCAAGGACCUGCCUGGCCCUUCUGUGCUAGCAUGAUGAGGCUUUCCCUCUCUGUCUCCUUGCCCACCCCGAGACCCGAGUACUCCUGAGUUGAGUUCAGCUGCAGAAACCAACUCCCUGCAUCAGCCCAGGACUGCCACUGCGUCUCUUCCAUCUCUCUAGGGCUUCUUGCCCUUUUGUUCUCUGCAUCCAGACAAGGGACUAGCUUCUCAGCAAUGUAUUAGUAUGGCCUCUGUGUCCUGAGUUCCA